Messenger RNA from Diplodia corticola, 1410 nucleotides. Its product is annotated as 5-methylthioadenosine s-adenosylhomocysteine deaminase. Gene Ontology annotation, molecular function: hydrolase activity, acting on carbon-nitrogen (but not peptide) bonds. The transcript has 3 exons. The record is from RefSeq and is a predicted model, not a curated record. The coding region runs from base 1 to 1410 and encodes 469 amino acids. Lineage: Eukaryota; Fungi; Ascomycota; Dothideomycetes; Botryosphaeriales; Botryosphaeriaceae.
AUGCUCUACACCCAUGCAACCCUUAUCACCGUCAACCCGGCGCGUGAGAUCAUCCUUGACGGCGCAAUCCUCGUGCGGGGCGACACUAUCGCUGAUAUAGACGCGUCCCAUGUGCUGAUUGCCAAGUACCCCGGCGAAGAGCGAACGGACUUGACUGGCCGCAUCGUCAUCCCGGGCUUGAUCAACACUCACAUGCACACCGCCCAGACCCUUCUCAGAGGGGCUGCCGAUGACCUGGAGCUCGUAUCUUGGCUGUGCGAGCGCAUCUGGGUCUUGCAAGGCAACUUCACUGCCGACGAUGGCUACGCCGCCGCCCGCCUCAGCAUCGCCGAAAUGCUGAAGUCGGGCACCACCUGCUUUCUGGAAAGCAUGUUCGCCGACCGCUAUGGUUUCGACGGCCUGUGUCGCGCCGUCGAGGAGAGCGGCAUCCGCGGUUGCCUGGGCAAGAUUGUCAUGGACGUCGGUACCUACGCCGCAGACCCCAAGUGGGCCAUGCAUCCAGGCCUGAUCGAGGACCGCGAAACGAGCCUGCUAGGCACGCUGAAGAUGUGGGAGAAGUGGGACGGCAAAGCCAACGGCAGGAUCAGAGUCUGGUUCGGCGCAAGGACGCCAGGAGGCGUCAGCGACUCCCUCUACCGCGAAAUGGCCGCCCUCUCCCAGCAGCACGCCAUCCCCAUAACCAUGCACUGCGCCGAAGUCCCCGCCGACCGCGCCUUCUUCGCCUCCCGCACACCCACCCCCCACACGCCCACCUCGUACUGCGCCUCCGUCUCGCUGCUCUCCCCCCGCACCGUCCUCGUCCACAUGGUCCACCUCGACGACGCCGACGUCGCCGCCGUCGCCGCGUCGGGCACGCAUGUCGCGCACUGCCCCUCGUCCAACGCCAAGCUCGCGUCGGGCCUCUGCCGCGUGCCGUGCCUGCUCGCCGCCGGCGCCAACGUCGCCCUCGGCACCGACGGCGCGCCCUGCAACAACACGUGCGACCUCCUGCAGGAGAUGCGGCUCGCCGCCGUCGUGCACAAGCCCGCGUCGGCGCAUCACGGCGCGGACCCGACGCUCGUCCCCGCGGAGACGGUGCUCGAGAUGGCGACGAUCAACGGGGCGAGGGCGUUGGGGCUGGAUGCCGUCGUGGGGAGUUUGGAGGUCGGGAAGAAGGCGGAUUUCGUGGCGGUGGAUACGAGGAGGGUGGGGUUGCGGCCGUGGUAUAGUGCUGUGAGUGCGGUGGUGUAUACGUGUACGGGGAGGGAUGUGGAGCUUGUGGUUGUGGAUGGGAAGGAGGUGGUGAGGGGUGGGGUGUUGGUGUCGAUGGACGAGGAAAGCGUUUGGCGGGAGGCGAGUAGGAGGGGGAAGGAGGUUGUGGAGAGGGCUGGGUUGGCGGGGAAGGUGGGUGGAAGGUGGCCGACGAGGUAG